CUUUCUUCUACGUUACCUAGAUGACAGUACCUACUUGCUUUUGUGAGGUCCAGUAAAUCGGAAUUCUAGGAAGGAAACAAAAUCUGCUGCCAUUACUAGUGUACCUGUGGUACCCACAAGUAUGGUGUGCUUCCGGUUAGAUUUUCAACGACAUAUUUUAUUGCUUUCCAGUCUCUACAUCGUGCUUUCUUAUACAUGUAGCUUGACUUUCGGUUAGUGCAGGUACUGACCGACUUUAUAUCUAUAUAUACCAAUUGCGUGUUGAUUGGUUACAAGACUUGAUGAUCUGUCCGGAUGGGAAGUUUCUUGUUGAAUAAACACAUAUCCGUGCUUACGCCUCGGGGUUCGCGCGCAAACUUAGAGAUGGGAAUAUUGGGAUAGGGGAACCAAGUUUGCAUAGUUCGCCUCUCACUAUUCUAUGAAAAGAGUUUUUCAAUCCAGGCUUCUUUACUUUCAUUUUCAAUCGAUAUAUACCUUGACAGAACGCGGGAAACACUUGCUAUUCGUUCUUCCGCUUAUUAUUGAUCAUCCAAAUUUCAAUCUUGAGGGCGGAUACAAGUUCAUCGUUCCGGAUCAGUAUUGCAAUUUAAUCUUCGGCCAUCUAAAUUCUGGUAGAUUUUGCAUUUUCACACAUUAACGUCCUAAAUGUACGUUCUUUUCCAUGAUAACUUCCCGAUGUUUUGAUUCUUAUACUCAUUGCGCUUCCAGUUUCCCCCAGCUCCCAACUAGCUAAGCAUAAAAAAUGGCUUCUCCCUUGGAACACGAGCCAGAAUCUCAAUCUGGCAUUCAAAAAAUAAUUUCUACCGGAGCAUUCCCAUCCCCUAAUUCAUACUGGCAUCCCAACUUCACCACCUCCAUAAUCCCAAUAAAUUGCUGGUCCCACAACGAUGAGCACCAACCUAUCUCCCUAUAUACCGCUCUCGCGGCCGGCUGUAUAGCCAUCGAAGCUGAUUGCUUCACUCCUUCUUAUUAUUCUUCAUCUCACUUCCCUGCUUCGUUAUUCUCGUAUUUCUCGUCACCAGAAACUCCAAUCCCCGAGAACGAUCUCCUCGUCGGCCAUGAAACUUCAGAACUUCACCCUACAAGGACACUCUCAUCUCUGUAUUUAAAUCCACUCCUUGAGAUUUUGAUACAGCAGAAUAAAGCUGCAGGAAAUCCAAAAAAGAAAGUAGGAGUCUGGAAUGAGAACCCGUAUCUACCAUUACAUUUAACAAUCGACUAUAAAACCGUUUCAUCAGGACACGAUGGAAUUCACAUUCUUUAUUCCCUCUUAGAACCCCUACGAACUGCGGGCUUCCUCACCUACUACGAUAAUCUCAAUGAAAAACUAGUUCCCGGUCCUUUAACUAUCGUCGGGACUGGGGAUGCCGAUUUCGAAUUGAUAUGCGCAUAUGAACGCGUCUAUAUCUUUAAGGACGCUCGAUUUUUCAACUUCCUCCCUUCUCAAAAUCCAUAUAAUUCUCUUUAUGUAUCCGCUAAUAUUUCCACUUCCAUUGGUCGAUUUUCUAAAUCCAAAGGGCCUACAAAAGAACAAGUAAAGAGCAUAAGGAAGGAAUGUAGAGAGGUCAGGGAAAGAGGAUUAAUACCCCGAUAUUGGGGAACGCCAGAUGAUGAGGAAUGGUGGAGGGUAUUGGUGGAGAGUGGAAUUGAAGUGUUGAAUUGUGAUGAUCUUGAGCGUGGGGGAAGGUGGUUGAGAGGAUAUGUUGUGAAUGGGGUCGGUGUGGGAGCGUUGUGGAAGGAAGAUGUUAAAGAAGGAGAAGAGGAAGGUUGGGAAGGAGGGUGUAUAGUUUUGUGAUGGAAAUCAACGGCAUUUAAUAGUUGGUAUUAGAACCACUGAAUCGAGAAAGGAAAGCUUAGUAGAAUAAAUUGAUAUAAUUUU
Sclerotinia trifoliorum is the source of this 1879-nucleotide messenger RNA. NCBI's taxonomy places the organism in Eukaryota, Fungi, Ascomycota, Leotiomycetes, Helotiales, Sclerotiniaceae. The record is from the annotation of a GenBank genome assembly.